CUGACGUUUACAUAACAGUGCCACGCUAUUUAUUUACUUUCACUUUUACAACGUUUUCCUUUAUUUUGAAACAAACAAAAAAUCAAAAUAAAUGUUUAAAUAUAAUUACCAUCACAAUGAAUACUAUUUUAGAAAGCACAGAAUUGUACAUCGAUACUUUCACUGAAAUAGUCCGUAAAUUGUCAUCAUCUAUAAUGACACUGACAUUAGACACUUUUGGAUUGUCAUCAGAAUUAAUAAAUAAAGUCAAAACCAAAGAUGUAUCAUAUACUAAUAUGUUUGAUUGUUAUAAACAGUUUAUAAACUACCUGUCAUUUGAUAAUUUCCAAAUACUUCUGCUAAAAGUAUUCAUAAGUACCUUUUUAUGUAUAAUAUUUAUGAUCUAUGGAGCCUGGUAUAUUUAUGGAUCACGAAUAUCUGAUCGGUUCAUGGAUCGAGUCAUCAACAUGGACAAUAAACGCAGCAGUUUCAUCAAAGACUCAUAGCAAAAAGUUAUAAAUUAUUUAUUAUAAGUAAUAUAUGAUAAAUGUAAUAAGUUCAUUUUAUAUAAUAAUAAUAAAAAAUUAAUAUUUAAUAAUUA
Messenger RNA from Microplitis demolitor, 580 nucleotides. RefSeq lists its product as uncharacterized. Lineage: Eukaryota; Metazoa; Arthropoda; Insecta; Hymenoptera; Braconidae. The transcript is spliced from 2 exons. The record is from RefSeq and is a predicted model, not a curated record. The coding region runs from base 117 to 485 and encodes 122 amino acids.